AUGAGCGGUCCUUCAGCAGCGUUGCUGCUCGACCCCAAAGGUUUUAGAAGGCAGUCCGCAGCAACCCCUCAGUCCGGCAACGCUCCGAAGGAUGGCACUGUAUCCGGGGCUGACUCGAAACGGACGUUCAGUCAAUUUCGUGAAGGACAUUCCAGAAUGAUUGAAGAUAUCUACGGCGUCGAGAGGCGCGGCGUUGCUCCAAUUAAAAAAUUUAGGGCCAACGACGCAAGCAGCACGAAUGCACAGAAGAGAGCAAACACCACACACACAUCCCUUGGAGGAUAUAUCAUUAAUGGGUCGUCAGACAAUUCUACGCCUACGCCUGCUCCCCAAAUUCCGAACACCAUUGACCUUACUUUGGAUAACGAGGAUGAUGAUGAUGAUGAUGAUGAUGAUGAUGUAGUAUUCGUUGCUAAUCGUCCCCUGGGCGAGGAAGAGGUGUGUUAUGGAAAAAUUGAGGGUGCCACCGUUCUUGCCCAUCAAGUACCCACCCCUCCAAGGGCCGUAUUUGGCGAUAUGACCCACGACUGGCCAUCUAUCAAGUGUGAGCUAGUCAGGCAGCGUUCCCAGGAUAUAAGAAUCGAGGUGAAAGAUACUGCACAAAAAACAUUUGGCCUCAUCGAUCCACAAACAGCCGCAGGACUAGCUCCCUUGCUUGAUAACUCCAUUGCCAGAUUUCGUGCCCAAGCGCGCCUAGAUGUUCGCAAAAGAUUGUCCAAUGAAUGGCCCGGCCAAUCGUGUCAUAGUAGUUUUCAUAUCUCAGUCAAUCUAUAUGGUCCUCGACGGCUCUCGGAGAGUACAGGCAGGUUCCUUGGUCAGAAAAACUUAUGGCUAGGAGUGCCAAAUACAGUUGAUGCAGGACUAGCAGUAUGCAAUCCUCAUACUAACAGGCAUUCCGUUCAAAAUACAAACCGCCUUUCUGUUCAAUCAGAGACACGUACCGCUGAGGAGAUUAAUAGUGCAGUGACAAAAAUGUUCGACCAGCUUAAUACUCAAAAUCUUCCAGAGAUGGAGCCAUCCAGUUUGGUGAAAACGCAACUGUUGCCACAUCAGAAGCAAGCCCUAUGGUACAUGACAGAAAAAGAGCAACCGCGUCGUCUGGGUCCCAAUGAGGGAGAUAACAAUUCGCUCUGGAGGCUGGAAUCGCAAGGGCGAAAGGUCUACCGCGAGAUUAUUAGUGGCAUUACCUCCGCUGAAGAGCCUCCUCAAGUCCUUGGCGGUUUACUGGCCGACGUAAUGGGCUUAGGCAAGACCCUAAGCAUUCUAUCUUUGGUGUGUUCCUUAUUACCGCAGUCGGUAGAGUGGGCUGCAACACAUGUUUCAAAUGAGCCGUUACGGGCAAAAACAACUUUAUUACUGUCGCCACUUAGCGCCGUGGGAAACUGGGUGAGCCAGAUCAAAGAGCAUUUACAUGAAAACGCCCUUUCCUACUACGUUUUCCAUGGGCCAUCUAGAACUGAAGAUCCUACGGAACUGGUAAAAUAUGAUAUAGUCAUCACCACUUACAGUACGGUUUUGAGUGAUUUAUCUUGUAAGAGCUCCAAGAGAAAUGCAAGCCCCCUUUCCCAGUUGAAUUUCUUUCGAAUUGUAUUGGACGAGGCACAUGCUAUACGAGAACAGUUUGCAGCCCAGAGCCAGGCAAUAUUCUCCUUGAACGCCCAACGUCGAUGGUCCGUCACAGGGACUCCCAUUCAAAACCGGCUUGAAGAUCUAGGAUCUGUUGCCAGGUUCUUAAGAUUAUACCCAUAUAAUGAAAAAGGACGGUUCGCAGCACAUAUCAUCUCUCCUUUCAAGUCCGAGAACCCAAACGCAAUUACUACAUUAAGGGUGUUUAUAGAUUCCUUUACACUGCGACGAGUCAAAGAUCGAAUUGAUCUGCCGCCUCGUCAUGAUCAUACUGUCCAUCUCAUGUUUACAGAAAGCGAAAAGGCUCUCCAUGAGUUCUUUAGGAAGGAAUCUAAUGUCAUGAUGAAUGUCAUAGCUGGUCGGGCUAAAAAUACCCUCGGUGGGAACAUGUAUCACCUUGUAUUGAAAGCCAUGAUGGUUCUACGACAAAUUAGUGCCCAUGGCAAGGAGCUUCUCAACCAAGAGGACCGCGAAAGAUUCAAAGGCCUGACAGCAAACGACGCUAUUGACCUGGAGGAGUUUGAGAUCAAUGCUACCGACGCUGCUGAAAGGAAGGCUUACGAGAUGCUUUCUUUGAUGAAGGAAUCUUCAGCAAAUGUCUGCGUCAAAUGCGGCGGUUUCAUCACUCAGUUGGGUGAUGAGAGCCCGACCGAUAAAAAUGCCAUGGUUGCUUGCAUUUUACCAUGCUAUGAUCUGCUCUGUACAAGCUGCUUUUCUCAGUAUAAAGGUGUUUUCGAUGGCAACGUGGGAAAGUCUUUGCAUCUCAAGUGCGUGUUCUGUAAGAACUUGAUCCCACCCGCGUAUACUGUCAUUACUCCCUCUGGGUUUGAAAAUUAUCAGUCCACGCAGCUUGCAGCGAAACAGAAUCGCAAACAGGUCAAGUCGCUGGGACAAUAUGAAGGACCUCACACUAAGACUAAAGCCUUGAUGACCUAUCUUCUCGGAAAUAUCGAAGAGAGCAAUCUCGCACCGGACCAACCCCCAAUCAAGAGUGUUGUAUUCUCGUCAUGGACGUCUCAUCUUGACCUUAUCGAGAUUGCUCUGCAAGACAGUGGAAUCACUGGCUUUACUCGGCUGGAUGGCACAAUGGUGCUUAAACAGCGCAAUGCCGCACUCGAUAAAUUUCGCAGUGACAAUAGCAUCACGAUCCUGCUGGCAACAUUAGGAGCUGGCGGUGUUGGCUUGAAUCUUACCUCCGCUUCACGAGUUUACGUCAUGGAGCCGCAGUAUAACCCUGCGGCAGUCGCCCAGGCAGUCGAUCGAGUUCACCGACUGGGCCAGACGAGAGAAGUUACAACAUUUCAGUUUAUCAUGAAAGACAGUAUCGAGGAGAAGAUUGCGGAAUUGGCAAAGAAAAAGCAGACAUUGGCUAAUAUUAGUUUGAACCGAGGAAAGAUGGAUCGAAGAGAGACGAUGGAGGAGAGAAUGAAGGAAUAUAGAGCUCUAUUCAAAUAA
Ophidiomyces ophidiicola is the source of this 3081-nucleotide messenger RNA. RefSeq lists its product as uncharacterized. Gene Ontology annotation, molecular function: ATP binding; ATP-dependent chromatin remodeler activity. The transcript has 3 exons. The coding region runs from base 1 to 3081 and encodes 1026 amino acids. Lineage: Eukaryota; Fungi; Ascomycota; Eurotiomycetes; Onygenales; Onygenaceae. The record is from RefSeq and is a predicted model, not a curated record.